Oryzias latipes (Japanese medaka) is the source of this 9060-nucleotide messenger RNA. Lineage: Eukaryota; Metazoa; Chordata; Actinopteri; Beloniformes; Adrianichthyidae. The record is from RefSeq and is a predicted model, not a curated record.
CGUAAGAGAAAGUUAUACUGCAGGUUCAGCGCAGAUUGGUUCAUGGUUCAUGAGACAGGUUACGUUUGGCAGAUCAAAGUUUCUGUGAAUCAUUGCAUCUAAUAAUGCUAAAGGUUAUUUUAAAGACAAAUUUCAUUUACCAUACCAUAAAUAACACUGGUGUGUUGGAAUAUUUAUCGAUAUUUAAAUAUGUACGCUAAUUGUAACUGCCAGCAACGGCAUUUGCAAGUUGUUUAAGUUUAAGUUUACAUAUUAAUUUCAGUGAUGCAUAUUUUAUGUUCAUUUGCUGUUAAACAGUCCUUGUAAUUAUUAUCGGAGUGGUAAUAAUCACGUUAUCAGUUAAUGGAACUUUUGAGUUGAUUUUUGUUUCCGUCAGGACCGUUAUUGUUGUAACACGCUACAGACAGAGCGCAUGAACUACGGAGAAAGUGUCAGCAUCCAUUUACGUUAUAACAAGAAGAAAGUGUGAAGAGUUUAACUUUAUUCCCUUUACAUGGAAAAGGACUUGGGUCAUUUCAAGAGUUGCUGCAGAAAGGUCUUUUAACCCCCUUUGUGGUAUUGCGGCCAACGAGUUCUCACGGCAUGUUUGAUGGCACCUGUGUGCAAUAAACGCCCGUCAACACAGAACGCCUUGUGUCCGUGAUGUAUCCAGAGGGGAGUUACAGUGAGAACUCGAUUCCGCUCGGCGUGAGGUGGAACGUGAUGAAAGGAGCCCGCCAUUGACGGAGCUGCAAGCAAGUUUCCCGAGGCUGUCUGUACAUCAGCAUCAAGGCUAAGACGACACAUACACGGAAAAUCUUAACAAGCUGCAAGAAGAGUUAAAAAGGGCAGUGCAUGACUAAUCCAAGAAGAGAUGCAUUUUAAAUUAAGUUAAAUGUAUAGAAGUGGAUUAACUCAGUGCUUGCUUAAAGAAACUCUAUAAGUGCUAAAUAAGUAUUCUGGUGUACAGCAUGUGUUUAAGUUGAAGUUAUUUUGACUUAGUUCUGUUAUUAUAUUACUUGAACUUUAAAAGAGCAAGCACACAAUUAGUUUGGUUAGAGAAAGUGUGUUCUUAAAUUAUCGCCAAAAGGUUUUAAGUUAAUUUGUGCUGCAAAAAUUUUGGUUAUAUUUCUUGUACAUUUUUUUAACUGAAGAAAAGAAGUAACGUUAGGUAUAAUUAUUUUCUUUCAUUAUUUUACUACAGUAGUAUUCUCAAGCAACUCAAGCUGGUUAAUUUAGCUGCAUUUUUCUUUAGAUAGAUUAAGCACACGAAAACAUUUCCCAUUAUGGAUGAGUGCGGAUCCAACAAGAAUGUUAUAUCAAAUGACUCUGAAGUUAAAGUUGAGCCUCAAGCUUCUUCUGAAGCACCACGAAGAAGCCAAAGAACCCGUAAACUUACUGAGAAAGCUCAAGUAAUUUAUGAUGAUAAAUCAAAGAAACUUAAGGAUCGCUUUACUGUCAGUUAUGAGAAGUGGAAGGUUGUUGCCAAGGAAGCUAAGAAAAUGCUUGAUGGUGCUCCCUCACGUGACAUCUUACAAGAUCUUUUAACCGAGAUACAGUCCUUGUCAACAGAUGCAAAAAGGGCUUAUGAAGAGCUACGACAGUGCACAACUCCAGACAGUGAAACCCGACGUAGAGUGGACACCUGCGAUGCUGUAUCAAAGAAAAUCCUUGGAUGUGGACAUUCCCAUCUUCAAGAGAUGGAGGGGAAUCCAGACGUUAAUAAAGAACAAGUGGACUGGGCGGAGGCUGGCUCUUUGCUCUCAUCUGCACUAUCCCGGAAAAGCAGUUCGAGCUCACCGAGUCUAAGGUCAGUAAACACCUCAAGCAUGGGAUCAAAACAUUCAAGUGUCUCCUCUGUAAGGAAACAAGAGGCGGCAGCAGAGUUAGCUGCUAACCAAGCUACUCUAAAGGUUUUAGAAGAGAUAGAUAGUGAAACGCAAGAACUUGAAAUGCUUGAAGCACAAGAAAGACAAAGAAUUGCAUUACAGGAAGCAGAGAAUGCUGCGAGACAAAAUGCACUAGAAGAAAAGCGCAGACAGAUAGAACGCUUAGAGACUGUUAAAAGGAUGAAAGCUGCAAAGGCACGCUUACAGGUUUAUGAACAAGAAAUCAGCUCAGAAGAAGAAAUUGAGUCUUUUUAUGAAUCCAAACCUGUGCAAAUCAAAUGUGUGACAAGUUUAAGGAAACGGACAGAGCAGCAGGCGGCAGCAACAAACAAUAUCAUCCAAAAGCAACCUAAAAGACCUCCAGAGGACACUACAACAGCUCUCGCUGAAGCAAUAGCUGAGUCUAUCAAUGUGAGCCGUCUACCAGUACCAGAACCUACUGUUUUUGCUGGAGACCCACUAAGAUACAACGAGUGGAAAAUGUCAUUUCAAACGCUGAUAGGUAGAAAGAAAAUUUCAGUGAAUGAAAGAAUUUACUACCUCCGCAAGUAUGUCGGGGGACCAGCAAGAAAGGCGAUUGAGAGUUAUUUCCUCUUGAGUACAGAUGCUGCCUACCAGGCAGCAUGGAACAUUCUGGAGGAAAGAUAUGGAAGCUCUUUUGUGAUUGCUAAAGCUUUCAAGGAUAAACUCAGUUCAUGGCCAAGAAUAGGACCCAAGGACAGUGUAGAAUUAAGAGAGUUUUCAGACUUCUUAAGAGGCUGUGAAGCAGCAAUGUCAGAAAUAAAGCGCCUGGAAGUCCUUAAUGACAGUGAUGAAAACCAGAAGCUUCUCACCAAGCUUCCUGAUUGGCUGGUUGCCAGAUGGAACAGGAAGGUGAUGGAGAUUGAAGAGGAGAACAAAUCAUUUCCCACCUUCAGUCAGUUUGUUGAAUUCAUCGGCAGAGAGGCAAAAAUAGCUUGCAAUCCAGUGACUUCUCUUCACGCUUUAAAGUCUAACGACACUGAAAGGGUUAAGUCAACAAAGACUCACAAUGUUGGAGCAAAGGUGUUAUUGAGCAGUUCCAAAGAAGGUACACACUCGGGGUGUGUUUUUUGUGAGAAAUUGAAUCAUGAUAUUCAAACAUGUUGGAAGUUCAUGGAGAAGCCAAUCUCUGAAAGAGUUCAGUUUGUGAAAACUAAAAAACUGUGUUUUGGAUGCUUGAGAACAGGGCAUCAUUCAAAGAACUGUGAAGGAAGAAGCGUAUGUGUUACUUGCAAACGUAAACACCCAACAUGUCUACAUGAAGAUCGUGACAAACCGAGCAGAAAGACAGAGCAAAAAGAGAGUAAGAACUACAAGGAGAAGGAAAAAUCAAGCGAAAGGAUCAAGUUUGAACAGAUCAACGAAGCAUCAAGCCAUGCAACUUCAAAUCGAGUGGUGCAAGAUGUAAGCAGUCUAUAUGCAUCUACAGUUGUUCCAGUUUGGUUGUCAACCAUAAGUGAUCCAGAGAGUGAAGUUCUUGUUUAUGCACUCCUAGACAAUCAAAGUGACACUACAUUUAUCUUGCAAGAAAAGGCAGAAAUGCUGAAGUUACACAAAGAGGCAGUGCAGUUAAAACUAUCCACAUUGGCAUCAAGAAACACAGUCAUUCCAAGCCAUAGAUUAACUGGUCUGCAAGUUAGAGGCUUCUAUUCAUCAAAGAGAAUCCCUCUCCCAGUAACUUACUCAAGAGAGUUUAUUCCUGCUAACCUGAGUCACAUUCCUACACCCAAAACAGCAAGGGCGUGGCCACAUCUGGAACAUCUAGCAGAAGAGCUCGCUCCAUUGAUAGAGUGUGAUGUUGGACUGCUCAUAGGGUAUAACUGUCCACAAGCCUUGUUACCCAGAGAAGUGGUGUCAGGAAAUGACAAUGAACCGUUCGCUCAAAGAACAGAUCUGGGCUGGAGCAUAGUUGGCUGUGUCAGUCCAUGCUCGGACUAUAAUGAUUCAAUUGGAAACAGCCACAAGAUUGUUGUAAGACAGGUGAUCCCUGAUCUUCAGCCAACUGCUACACUCACAAAUGAAGUUAGAUUCAUAUGCCGAACUCAAGUCAAAGAGUUGAUCACUCCACCAGAUGUGAUGAAAAUGCUUGAGUCAGACUUUAACGAGAGAUCUGCAGAAGAAGCUCAGCUCUCUCAAGAAGAUCUCCGAUUUAUGUCAAUCAUGGAAGAAGGACUGAAAAUGAAAUCAAAUGGUCACUGUGAGAUGCCUCUCCCAUUUAAGGAAGACAACCCAAGUCUGCCAGACAACAAAGGAUGUGCAAAUCAUCGCCUCAAAUGUUUGAAAAGGAGAUUUGAGAGGGACAAGCAAUAUCAUAAAGAUUACACAAACUUCAUGACUGAAAUAAUAUCAAAUGGGGAUGCAGAAAAGGUUCCACAUGAUGAAAUCAACAAGAGUCCAGCCUGGUACAUUCCUCACCAUGGAGUGUAUCAUCCCCACAAACCAGGGAAGAUACGAGUGGUUUUUGACUGCUCCGCUAAGUUUAAAGGCGUGUCAUUAAAUGACCAUCUGCUUACUGGGCCAGAGUUAACUAACAGUCUGAUAGGUGUUCUCUGCCGUUUUCGCAAGGGACCAGUAGCGGUGAUGUGUGACAUUGAACGUAUGUUCCAUCAAUUUCAUGUAAGAGCAGAACAUCAGGAUUAUUUGAGAUUUCUCUGGUGGGACAACGGAGAAUUUCACACUGAGCCAACAGUCUACCGUAUGCGAGUACACCUAUUUGGAGCAGCCUCAUCACCUGGUUGCGCAAACUAUGGUCUUAAACACGUUGCAGCCCAGGGGCGUGGAUUUUUUAGUCAAGCAGCCAUUCGCUUCAUUGAAAGAAAUUUUUAUGUGGAUGAUGGGUUGAUGAGCGUUACAUCUGUGGACGAAGCAAUAACGCUGAUCAAGGAAGCAAGACAGAUCUGCAGUUCUGGCAGACUAAGGAUCCACAAAUUCAUUUCAAACUGCACUGAGGUACUGGCAUCAAUUCCCAAGGAGGAGUGCGCUGAAACAACACAAAAUCAAGACUUAGCUCUGGGUGAGCUACAAAUGGAGAGAGUUCUUGGAAUCAAAUGGUGCAUAGUCUCAGAUCAGUUCAGAUUCAAGGUUGAGGUGAAUGAGCGACCACUCUCUAGAAGAGGAGUAUUGUCAACUGUGGCAUCUAUCUUUGACCCACUUGGGUUUGUUGCACCAUUCAUUCUAGUUGGUAAACAGAUACUUCAAGAGAUGUGUCGCAACAACAUUGGGUGGGAUGAGCCACUGUCUGAAGAUCUUCUCCCACGGUGGGAGUCCUGGCUCUUGGACUUGAAGAACCUAGCUGAUAUAAAAAUUCAGAGAUGCUAUGUUCCAGACAAUUUUGGACAAGUUCAGCGUUAUGAACUGCAUCAUUUCUCAGAUGCAAGUGCUUCAGGGUAUGGAGUCUGUUCCUACUUGAGAGCAAUCAGCGUGUCACAUCGAGUCCAUUGCUCCCUGGUUAUGGGUAAGGCCAGAGUGACACCUUCGAAGGUCACCACAAUCCCAAGGCUCGAGCUGUCAGCGGCCGUUGUUGCUGUGAGAACCAGUAACCUUCUCAGAAGGGAGUUGGAUAUUGAGACUCAAGACUUCUUCUGGACUGAUUCAAGGGUCGUCUUGGGAUAUAUCAACAAUGAUGCAAGACGAUUUCACAUAUUUGUGGCAAACCGUGUUCAGGCCAUUAAGCAGAGCACUAAUUCGAGUCAGUGGAGACAUGUGACCUCUGAAGAAAACCCUGCUGAUCAUACAUCCAGGGGCUGCACAGUCAAGGGGCUUGUUUCUUCCAAUUGGUUCACUGGACCAGAUUUUCUUUGGUGUGAGAAGCUUCCCAGUGAUGACAUUAAGGUGGGAGACAUAACAGUUGAAGACCCAGAACUUCGAAAGGUCAUUGUGCACAAAAUACUGACUGCAAAGGACUCAUUGUCAAGCCGCUUUUCAAAGUUUUCCAGUUGGAGAAGGUUAGUCAAAGGCAUUGCUAGACUGAGGCGGUGUGUCAGAGAGUUCAAGGGUUUGUCAUUAAGAAACAACGUAGCUUCGAGUCUGGAGGAGAGAAAAGAAGCAGAACUUACCAUCAUAAGCAUUGUUCAACGAGAAACAUUUCCUGAAGAAAUCCAAAACCUCCAACACAAAGGAGAGAUGACAACACAAGACAGGAUUAAGCGGCUGCAUACACUGAAUCCCUUCUUGGAUGAACAAGGAGUAAUGAGAGUGGGAGGUCGGCUGAAACAUUCUACCCUGCAUCCAUACAUCAAGCAUCCGGCAAUUUUGCCAAAAAGCAGCCACAUUUCAAAGUUGUUGAUUGAACACUAUCAUCAACAAGUACAUCACCAGGGUCGUGGCAUAACAAUGAAUGAACUUCGAUCAAAUGGCAUCUGGAUACUUGGAUGUAGUCACGCAGUGUCUUCCUUCAUCUACAAGUGCGUCAAAUGUAGAAAGCUAAGAAGAAGUGCUCAAGUACAAAAAAUGGCAGACUUACCUCAUGAUCGAGUAGAAACAACGCCUCCUUUUACUUAUUGUGGAAUGGAUUGUUUUGGCCCGUUUUACAUAAAGGAAGGAAGGAAAGAACUGAAGCGUUAUGGUCUGCUAUUCACUUGCUUAUGCUCUCGUGCUGUUCACAUAGAAGUACUCGAUGACAUGACUGCGGAUUCUUUUAUCAAUGCCUUGCGAGCCUUCAUUGCCAUUCGUGGAAAUGUGCGUCAACUUCGGUCUGAUCAGGGUGCUAACUUUGUGGGUGCAAAACGUGAGCUUCAGCAGACUGUAAGACAGAUGGACCAAGAAUCCCUAAAACGAUUGGGUUGUGAGUUUGUCAUGAACACACCAGCUGCCAGCCACAUGGGCGGAGUUUGGGAAAGGCAGAUCAGGACAAUAAGAAGUGUUUUAACAUCUAUUCUCCAUCAGUCCUCCAGCAGACUUGAUAGCUCGUCCCUGCGAACAUAUUUUUAUGAAGUCAUGGCAAUCAUAAAUAGCAGGCCCUUAACGGCGCACUUGCUUAAUGAUCCCACUGGACCACAGCCUCUCACACCCAACCACAUUUUGACAAUGAAAUCCUCAGUCAUCUUGCCACCACCAGGACAGUUUAUGACAGAAGAUGUUUAUCUUCGCAAACGAUGGCGCAGAGUGCAGUUUUUGGCGAAUGAGUUCUGGUCCAGGUGGAAAAAGGAGUACCUGCUAAAUCUCCAGCAGAGGCAAAAAUGGCACAAGGCCCACAGAAACUCGAAGGUCAACGACAUAGUCAUUCUUCAAGAUGAAAGCGUGCCUCGAAAUGCGUGGAAACUGGCUAAAGUUACAAAGGUCUUUCCUAGUGCAGAUGGUCAUGUUAGGAAACUGCAAUUGUUGAUCAGUGAUUCAGCACUUGAUGGUCAGGGAAAACGACUCACUAAGCCAGUAUAUUUGGAGAGGCCUAUCACUAAAACAGUAACACUCCUUGAAGCAAAUAACACAGAGUCAUGAGUAAAAACUACUUACAUUAAAACUCUUGAGUGUUUUAUUUGACCUUCUUCAGUUUUUAAGAAAUCACAAGUGAUUUGGUGGGAGUGUAACUGCCAGCAACGGCAUUUGCAAGUUGUUUAAGUUUAAGUUUACAUAUUAAUUUCAGUGAUGCAUAUUUUAUGUUCAUUUGCUGUUAAACAGUCCUUGUAAUUAUUAUCGGAGUGGUAAUAAUCACGUUAUCAGUUAAUGGAACUUUUGAGUUGAUUUUUGUUUCCGUCAGGACCGUUAUUGUUGUAACACGCUACAGACAGAGCGCAUGGACUACGGAGAAAGUGUCAGCAUCCAUUUACGUUAUAACAAGAAGAAAGUGUGAAGAGUUUAACUUUAUUCCCUUUACAUGGAAAAGGACUUGGGUCAUUUCAAGAGUUGCUGCAGAAAGGUCUUUUAACCCCCUUUGUGGUAUUGCGGCCAACGAGGUAUGACAGAUUAUGUUAAUUAGUUUAUUCAAUUGAGUUUUUUCUAAGUCUUAUAUCAGUUUAUAUCAUGUAUGUGAUGUAUAUUGACAUAAUUUGUUCUCUGUGAGAAUAUUUUCAUUUAUAUUUAUUUAUAUGUUUGUACAGUUCUCACGGCAUGUUUGAUGGCACCUGUGUGCAAUAAACGCCCGUCAACACAGAACGCCUUGUGUCCGUGAUGUAUCCAGAGGGGAGUUACACUAAUCACUGGGAUUCACAGAAACUGAGUUCCGUUUUGUCACUGCAUUGACACACGUUCUGUGUCCACUGUUGGGGAUGAUGAGUAAAGUGAGAUAAAUAAUAAUAUAAAUAAUAUUGUGGCUACAAUUUUAGCUCAUACAAAUUGUUUAGUAGUUAUUAAUUGUUUUAGUAGUUAAUAAUUAUAUGUCGAUGGUUCAAAUUUGUUUGUUUUGUUAAACAUUCUCACUGUACUCAUGUAUUCUCUUUUUAAAAAACUGCACUUUUAUUCUAUUAUAACAGAUUUGUGUAUUUUCAGAUUGUGCUUGGGGAUGCCCGUCCUGUGCAUCUACAAAGCUGCCAGUGUACCUGUGUGGCAGGUACAGCUGUGUGUAAUCAUGUGGCAGCACUGUUGUACCAGACUGCACAUUAUUGCCAGCUUAGCAUCACCUCUGUUCCCCCAACACACAGCUGCACAGAGACUGAACAGAAGUGGCAUAAGCCAAGAUCCAUGGUAACUAAUGUUUUUAACAGGGUACUUUGUGUACGAUCCAAAGGGGCAGACAGUGUUUGGCCUUGUUGAAAUUAAAUGCCCCAAUGUUGCAAGCUAUGUUGACUGCCCAUAUAUUAAGAUCAGUGAGGGCACACACACAUUAAGGAAAUCUCAUUCCUACUUUUGGCAAAUCCAGGGCCAGAUGUUGAUUUCUGGUUUAGACUGGUGUGACUUUGUUGUCUACACACAGGAGGACAUGUUUAUUCAGAGGAUUCCCAGAGACAAUGAAAUCACCAAAACAAUGAAAGUAAAAAUUGAUUUUUUUUAUUUUUAUUGUUACCUCUUUGCUUCCCUAAAUAAUUAGAUUCUGAUUGCCUGUCACACUUCUUUAUAGAGUGCUGUUAAUUUCUCUUUUCUCCAUUUCUCUUACUGGCAGUAACUCUUAUUAGUUCAAUCCAUUUCAAAAUAUUUGUACAUAUAUAUUGAUUCAAGUUUUUAUAUUUUUUCUUAAUUGUAUUACUAUGUUUCUUGUUGUAUUAAUACUAAUCUAUUAUUAAAUUACAUGUUACAUGUU